UCUUAUUUCUUGUUUUGGUAGAUGUGUGCGAAAAAAAAUUUGCACAGAAAUAGUUUUUCUCAUCGAAUUUGUGAUGAUAUUAUUUAUAUUUCACAUAAACCUGUGAAAUAUUAAUAUAGUGUUGUGUCUGUCGUGCUUUAAAGAGUCCAAAUUGAAUUAUAUCACCGUGGAGCCCAAUAUUAAUGUGGAAAUGUGCCCGCCGGAGGCUUGGCGCGGCGGGGGCGUCGCCCGCUCGCCUUCCCACGAGUCUGUCACCACGGACCUGUCACUGUUCAGCGUGUCCUCGGCCGCCUCUGACGCGAAGGUGCUCCGGCUACUGGCCAGCAGGGCAGGCCAGGGUCCAGACCCCUCGCUGAGGGUCGCAAGCCCUAAUCCAGACAGCAAAACGCUCAACAGAAGGCCUUCGUCGGCGCUUCGGCUGCAGCCGAGCGACACGUGCCGCGAGGUGCUGGCCGGCUGUGCCGCGCUCUGUGCUCAGCUCGGGCUCCGCCGGUGCUUCAGCGAGUGCGACGUGUCGGCCCCCCGGCCCGCCGCUCUCAGGAGUGCAACAUCAGAGGUGGGUUUGAGCGCCGCGUUGGAGUCCCUCACGCUAACCGCGGCGUCAAGGUCAUGCAGUACCUGGGUGGCUGUAGGCGGGUCACAACUGCCUUCGCCGCAGCGGAACCAGCCUUUACAGCCGACGCACAGGCCCUUACCCGCUGACAACAAAAAGGUCCGUCAGAACUACAUAAAGAGGAGAUUGCUGACAACCUACAGGGCUCUGGAGAGAAUGUCACAGUCGGAUUUCAACUUGGACAAGCUGGAGGCAGCGGCCGCGGCGGGCAACGUCUCUGCCGGUCCCACCACGCUGGUGGUGCCGCCCCACGCCAGAUUUGUACAUCCCGAAGCGGCACAUCUCGCCCUGACCGCGGCCGAUUUGGAGAGGGAGAGAGGGCGGCCCCUGUCCAAAUACGAGAGAAACAUGAUGAUCUUCAAUUGGCUCCACACUUUAGACGAGGCGGCGCCGUUCUAGACGUGCGCCGGCGUCUAUGUACACGAGGAAUCGAGAUGCUGUGAAGAGGAAAAAUACAUAUUUUUUUUAGUUCGCACGCUGUGGCAUAGAUGGCGCUGUGUAAAAUUUUUUUGUAUGUGCCAGUGUUUACGAGAUAUUGAUGAUUGUUUGUACCUUCAUCGUUGUGAUUUAGGUGAUUGGCGCUACUGGAAUUGCUUUAAAAUAGUGUCGCCAAUGUCUACCUAAAGAAAUAGCUAUGAAAAAUACUUUUUAGUUAGACUGCUGUGUCAUAGAUGGCGCUAAAAAUUGCUUACAUGGCAAGAUCGAAAUGAAAUAAACUCAUCAAAUAUUUAUUCGUCGUCGUGACAUGGAGUUGGCGCCAACUGAAAUUGCUCUUAAACUAGUGGCGACAUCUACAAUAACUGGCAAGAAACUAGUGAAGAAUAAUUUUUAGUUCGUACGUUGAGACAUAGAUGGCGUUAACAUAUUACAGUUGCGACGAACAGUGGUAACUUAUCUGAAACUACCGUCAAAAAUAAUUAUGGAAACAUACAUACAUAUAUAAUCACGUCCUUAUACCUUGCGGGGAAGACAGAGCUAACAGUCUUGAAAAGACUGCUAGGCCACGUUCAGCUGUAUUUAUGAUAAAAUUGAGAUUCAAAUAAUUAUUCAUUAAUAAAUAGAUAAAAAUAAUUAUUAAGCAUACAUAAAUAGCUUACAUGCUACAUACUAUCACGUGUUUAUCCCUUACGGGGUACUCACGCCUUGUCGAUAUCCAUGUGGUAUAGAGAAUUCAGGGAAUUAUGCGAAUUUCUAGAUAUCAAUUUAAAAGCUAAGCUAAAUUAUAGUAAUUUUUGAUUAAAAAUAAGCUAUUAACGUUUUGAGCUAUCAACAGUAUAUAAUGUAUAGGAUAUUAUUUUGAAUGAGUUUUUGGAUAAUAGGUUAUUUGACAAAGUUGUAAAAAAUAUCUUAGGGUAUUUAUUUGUUUAUAAAGAGUCCUCAAGAAUACUUUUCUGUCUUUAUUUCAGCUAUUUUAUUAAAAAAUCGAAAAAAGUAAUCGCAAUAUUCAAAUAUGCCGCCAAAUCGCGACUUUUAGCAAUAUGGCCGCCAUGGCAUGCAGUGACGUAGAUUUCGCAUAAAUAUCAUAAGAGCUUGUUGGUGUUUCGAAUAGUUGACUUAAAAGAAAUGUAUAUUUUUAUUACAGUCAAAUAGCCUAUUGUACGUAAAGUCUGAUCAAAUAUAUAUAACAAUCGUGUAUAGAUGAAAUCUCAUUGUAAUUUGUUUAGACAUUUGGUAUUUUUAUCGCUAUUAUAUUUAUAGUAUUAGUACAUACUACUAUCGAAGUAGUAUGUACUAAUACUAAUGUACAUCAGUUUGAAUACUAACCGAUGCUGUUACGGUGAGGGAAAACAUCAUGAGGAAAUCUGCACAUUCAGACAACUGGAUGUGUAACCAUGAUCGAUCCAAUACGGGUUAGGUUCCCCCGCAAAGGUUGCGGAGGUCAGACGGGAGACGCUUCGUGUAAAAACCUGACUCGCCCAAUCCAGGGUCCAUGGUCAAAGGCGCACCCCGGGCUCCUCUCCAGAGAGGUGAGGAUGCAACCGGGACUACAGCCGGGUAGAUGUUGUAACAUUGAUUUUAUCAGACCUGACGCCACAUUUGUGUAACGGCCUCUGUGGCGCAGCGGUAGUACGCUUGUCUGUGACACCGGAGGCCCCGAGUUCGAAUCCCGGCCAGGGCAUAAUGAGGAAAGAACUUUUUCUGAUUGGCCUGGGUCUUGGAUGUUUAUCUAUAUAAGUAUUUAUUAUAAAAUAUAGUGUUGUUGAGUUAGUAUCUCGUAACACAAGUCUCGAACUUACUUCGAGGCUAACUCAAUCUGUGUAAUUUGUCCCGGAUAUAUUUGUUUAUUUAUUUUUAUGCAUUUUCGUAUAAACAGUGGGACAGGAAAAUAAUUAAAUUAAAUGUAAAUAAUAAAAAUUUCCCAUUUCGGUGUUAAAUGUGUACAGUGAAAUGAAGAGAGUGGAAUUUUGAAUAUGUAAGGUGUAAAUACAUUUACUUAUAUCAUUAAAAACAUUAACGAUUGGCUAAGCCCAAUAUUUGUAACUUAUUAUUUACUAGAGACCGCCCGCGACUUCGUACGCAUGGAAACCCUAUCAAUCCCGCGGGAACUCCGGGAUAAAAGGUAACCUAUAUGUUAUUCUGGGUCUUCAGCCACCCACAUACCAAAUUUCAUCGUAAUCGGUUCAGUAGUUUUUGCGUCAAAGAGUAACAAACAUCCAUACUGACAUACAAACUUUCGCAUUCAUAAUAUUAGUAGGAUUUAAAACUUUAUUGAGUCUCAAAGUAACAAUAGGUGGACUUAAUGCUGAUAGCAUUCUCUACCAGUUUUACAACAUUUAGAAAAUAGCAAACAAAUAAAUAAUCUGGAGUAAAUUUGAAGGGAAAGAACAAAAAAAUAUACCAAUGUUUUAUUCAUAGAAUAUACAUAAAUAUUAUCAACAUGAGUAAGAGAUGAUGAAUCAUUCCGCAUUUUUACUGUAUGAAGUAUCAUUAUGACAAUAAAAUUGAAAUACCAUUUCACUUUGUGCGAAAUAUUUAUUUAAGACACUUAGUCUAUUCUCUUUGGUCAAAAACGUAGCGAAAUCAUUUUUGUUGGUUAUUAAUGUUCAAUGUUACCAGUUAAAUGAUAUUUUCUACUCUUUUAAGAUGAAAUUUCAAAUUGUGAGUCAUAUCGAGAGUAUUAUAUAAAUUGAAAUGUAUGUUUCGUGUUAUUGAGGUUUGAUACAUCGGCAAAUGAUUGUUACCAUAUCCAUCACGGGGUAGACAGAGUUAAUAGAUUAAGAGUAUAAUCCGCACUUUGUUAUGAGAAUUUGUUUUUUUUUAAGUUAUUUGACAUAUGUAUUAUCACGUCUAUAUCCCUUACAGUGUAGACAGCGCUAACAGUCUCGAAAAACUGAUCUGAUACGCCACGUUAAGCUGUUUGGCUUUAUGCUAGAAUUGGGAUUCAAAUAGUGACAGGUUGCUAGCUUUUCGCCUAAAAGAAGAAUCCCAAGUUUAUUAGCCUUUCUCUUGGUCGCUUUUUACGAAAUCCAUGGGAAAAUAUGGGGUGAUCCUUUUCUAAAAUACCGGGCACCACACGGCACUUUAGAAUGGCAAGCACGUUAUAAAUAUCUAAUAAAUAAAAAAGAAAACAUACAUUUUGUUGACAGCUUUAGAUAAAAAAUGGCAGAAAACUGCGCGCGAGUCAAAACUGACGACACAUUUAUACUUUUAGUAUAAAUACUUAUUAGUACCUACAAUACUUUCAGUAUUAAAAAAAAUCUUAUUUAUUUUUUUUAUAUAUAGAAUUUUUUUUAAUUGUUAUUAUUCCGAUUGCUAUGCACGAAAAAUAUAAUCACAAUAUUUUUUUAAUAUAAUAUAUAUAUAUAUUUUUUAUACAACUUUCACCCGAUGUUAUCUUACCUCUAAUUAAAUAUCUGGUGUUGUUUUAAUUGAUUUAUAUAAGUAUCUAGUUUAUAAGGUGUGUUUCAUGUCUAAAAUAUCUUGUAAUUAUCAUGAUAACAUUUUAAAUUAUUUUUGCUUAUAACCACAGAAUUAUUGAUAGUACAGAAUGGAUAAUUGCAUCAAUGAGUACCUAAGAUAAAAAAAAGUAUAUAAGUAUCAAAAAGCUUGUAUGAAGAGAGUUAUGAAUGUGGGUGAAGCGAAGGAAGUAUGCAGAGAUCGUGGCAAGUGGAAAGAGGUAGUCUCUGGUUACCCCCUCCGGGAAAGAGGCGUGAUUUUAUGAAAUGUCGAAUGGCGCGCUCUGAUAGUAUAGUAUACUACGUAUAAGUAUAUAUAAGUAAUAAUUUAUAUACAACAAGCCGUGCCCGCGACUCCGUCCGCGUGGAAUAGUUGUUUUGGGCGUCAUGUCUCAAGGAUGAAUAAUUUUCUCCGUUUUUUUCACAUUUUCCAUUAUUUCUUCGCUUUUAAUAGUUGCAGCGUGAUGUAAUAUAGCCUUAAGCCUUCUUCGAUAAAUGGUCUAUUCAACACAAAAAAAAUCCAUCGAACCAGUAGUUUCUGAGAUUAGCGCGUUCAAACAAACUCUUCAGCUUUAUAAUAUUAGUAUAGAUACCUAAUAUUAAUUUAUUUAUAUAUAAUAAUUUUUACUUAUACAGUAUCAACCGCUCAAAUAUUAACCCGGCAAAUAAAAAUUAGACUUGCGUAGGCGUACAUUUAAACAUAUAAACCAAUUUAUCAUGACAAUGUAUUCUCUCGUCCACAUUUCAAUUCUAAUUUCUGAUAUUUGUGAAGUUGACGUUAUUGAAUAAAACGCUGUAAUGCAAAUGUUCAAAUGUCCCAAAAUAGUACAUAUAUAUAAUCACCUCUAUAUCCCUUGCGGGCCAACAGUCUCGAAGAGACUGAUAGGCCACGUUCAGCUGUUUGGCUCAAUGAUAGAAUUGAGAUUAAAAUAGUGACAGGUUGCUAGCCCAUCGCCUAAAAGAACAAUCCCAAGUUUAUAUGCCUAUCCCUUAGUCGCCUUUCACGACACGAAAGAGACGGAAUCUUCCUUUUUUUUAAUUUAUUGGUGCCGGGAACCACUCGGCACAAAAUGAUAAAUAAAAAUUUUGAAUUUGCAUAUCGGUACAUAAAAGUUGUAACAUUAUUCUGUAGCAGGGUUGAUAUAUUAAUACGAGUAGGUAAUAUUAACUUGCCAUUAUUGUUUCGGGUCAUAUCGGUAGGUAUUAAUAAAAAUUCUGUGGUCAUAUGCACUUAUCACUGCUUUCUUGUACCUAAUAGCGUUAAUUUUGCUUGCCUAUAAGAUGUAAAUGAAUCUCAUUAUAAGUUAUAUUUACAUAAAAGUGUUGUGUAUUAUUGUGACAUU
Messenger RNA from Amyelois transitella, 5852 nucleotides. RefSeq lists its product as uncharacterized. The record is from RefSeq and is a predicted model, not a curated record. NCBI's taxonomy places the organism in Eukaryota, Metazoa, Arthropoda, Insecta, Lepidoptera, Pyralidae. The transcript is spliced from 9 exons. Bases 191 to 1012 code for a protein of 273 amino acids.